AUGAUUCCCCGGUGUCUUUCAAUUAUUCCUUCUUGUAGUCAAAGUUGUGCUAUUGUGAGUUUUUUUGUUGCAAAUUUGAAGUGUUCAUUCAAAAACCCAAUUUUUUCAGAUUUAUCAAUCACGUCAUGUUGCUAGUUUACCAUCUCUAAAACUUUAUAGUUUUAGACGGAGGAUAGCUGAGAAAUUAUCGAAUAAGUAAGUAAUUUCAAAUACAGUGAUCUUUUUCAACACAUUUUUCCAGAUACGAUGCAAAACGAGUUGAAGAAAUCGGUCCGGAUUUGGCGUGUUUAGAAUGGUUGAUGGAAUGUGGAGCAACAAAUGUUGAAAUGUCUGAUGGACAAAAUAUAACAAGAAUUAGAGAAAUGAAAGAAUAUUUGAAACAUGUUGUUGAGAAUAAGGUUUGAUUUUGACACUUUUUGAUCUUUUUUUUAUGGUAAUAUGGUAAUAUAUUGAUAUAAAAUGAAUUAUGAGCGUAAUAGGGGAUAUUUUUAAGUAGGAAUGAUUUUCUAUUUUUGGAUAACGGAAAAAAGUUCCGGAAUUUUUCGAUGGGAAUUUAAUGGGGUGAUUCAGGUCGAAAAAAAAACUAAAAAAAAAACGUUUUUUUUACAAAAAAAUUCGAUUCAGCAAAUGUCAAAAAACUCUAUUUUUUCCACACAAAAAUGAGAGAUAUCUCGCAGCGAAAAUGUUUCAAUGAAAAAAAAUGUCAAACAAUGUCGAAAAAUAGGAAAAAAAUAUAGUUUUUUGACACUUGCUGAAUCGAAUUUUUUUGUAAAAAAACGUUUUUUUUUAGUUUUUUUUCGACCUGAAUCACCCCAUAAGUUUGUCAAAGAUUAGAAAUAAAUGAUUCUGAAUUUCCACUCCACGGUCCAGUUUUCCUGAUUUCUUGUGAGAAAAAAGUCUAUCCUAUGUUUUCUGUUGCAAAACCAACAAAAUCACUCAAAGAACUGCGCAGGAAAAAAAAAUAAUCAUAAGCCUUUUCUUUUGGUCUCAUUGUUCUCAAAAACCACUACCACUGCAGCUGGGAAGUAUAAAAACGGUUGAUUAACGGUUGAUAAAAACUGCUUUUAAUCAAUGGAGUACCAACGCUUAACCCACCGUUAAUGAACCGCGGAUUAACCAAUUUUUAAAUUUUGAAUAUUACCCAAAUCGAUGAAAAUAGGUUCCCGGCUACUUUUUUGGGUGUUAAGUGUUUUCAAAAAUUUUGAAAAUUUUUAUGGUUUAAUCCACGGUUAAUCAACGGGGAUCAACCGUGGAUCAAAUAUUGGUACUUCGUUGAUUAAAUUUCAUUAAAGUUGGUUUAUAAACCGUUAAUCAACCGUUCUUAAACCUCCCAGCUGCUGUGACAACUAAAGAUUAUAAUCCUUGUUUCUAUUAUCCCAUAUAUCUAAUUUCUAGCCUCCAUCCAAGCCUUAAAAAAUAUAAAAAAUAAUGUCCCUCACCUCAAGAUUAUUUAGAAAAAAUUGAGUUAGGCGAAUGAGAUUAAUCAAAGGCUAUUUAUUUGCAAAAAAGGAAACAAGAAAAUUUUAUUACUGAAUAUUAUGAGUAAUAAAGUUAUAAGAGAAUUGAAUAGACUGAUUGUAAAUAUAAAUGUGGGCGAUUGAAAGGAAUGAGUACAAAGAAUGAGAUCAAACGAGCAUAACAAUAAGAUCACAUGUUUCAGGAUUCUUUUGAAAAGCCGCCUAUACAAACUGGUGAUUUGGCAUAUGAAAAACAAUGGCCAAAUGCUCCAGUCCCUUAUAUUGUUAAUGUAAGUUCCAAAGUGAUUUUUAUUUUGUAAUUCAAAAAUUCCCACGAAUUUUUGCAGGUUGAUGCGAGUGAUUCUGCAGUUGCUAAUGAAGGUUUCACAUAUCUCAGAGAUGUUCGACGGAUUCAAAAACUAAAAUUAAAUUUUUGCGAUUAUUUUGGCGAUGAAGCUUUGAAAUUUCUCGCACAAGGUCGACCUGCAGCUAGUUUGAAUGAUUUGGAAAUUGUGCUAAAUCCAUGUAUGACUGAUGGAGCUGUUUAUUGGUUGCAGAAAAUGAAAGCAUUGAAGAGGUGAGCUGUUCUUUGAUUUUAAAAUAUAAUUUUGCAAUUAUUAGAGCUCAUUUUUAUUUUCUACCGUAUGUUUCACAUCGUCAAGGAUUCAUUCGUCAACUCAAAAUUUCUCUUCCAAAAUGCAAAAUCACAUUUCCAGAAGUUUCCGAAAUUGGUUAUGGUUAUCAGAAAUAG
Molecule: messenger RNA, 2208 nt
Organism: Caenorhabditis angaria
Lineage: Eukaryota; Metazoa; Nematoda; Chromadorea; Rhabditida; Rhabditidae
Source: the annotation of a GenBank genome assembly